Acanthosepion pharaonis is the source of this 1668-nucleotide messenger RNA. The record is from the annotation of a GenBank genome assembly. Lineage: Eukaryota; Metazoa; Mollusca; Cephalopoda; Sepiida; Sepiidae.
AUGAUUUUUGUCGUUCCCUCUGUUUCUUCUUCCACUGCUGGCCCGUCAACGAAUCUUUUACCUCAUCCAUCUCAUCGUCAAGAAUCCCAUUUUGUGUCCUUUAUCAAAAUGACUCGGUGCCUAAAAUUCACUGGCAAGCUUAGCCAGUCUGAUCCCCAGACCUCUCCUGUCCGAAUUAUAGGCCAGUUGAGAAAUCUCAACAAAAUCUCAUAUGAUGAUGUUAAAAUGAAACUGGAGCCAGUUGUUACAGCCGAGAUGUAUGCAACUGCUCUGGCUAGCUUGCGUCCUGCUCCCACAGAUACCUGUCCCUUAUGGCUAAAUAUGGCUUCUGUGGCUGCUCUACCCACUCAGUGUAGCCGGCAUAACACUCCAUCUCGAGCCCAUGCUCUCACUAAAUUGAUCAAAGGAUGUCUUACUGGGCGCAAAGAAUUCAUUGUUAUGGUGUGUGAGCGUAGAGAUGUGUUAGCUUCAGCAUGUGCUAUAGCCCGUGCACUGCCAGAGUACAACUGCAAAGCCAGCUGUUCUAAUAGUUUUUCUCGAUCGGUAACUGUAGAAUUUAUUCUUGUUGGGCCUGAUUGUGAGAACCCUCUGUCCAGCAGUGACCUCGAUUGCCUGCACACUAUCACAUCAGGUGUUAGGCUAUCAGCCAGGGUUGUUGAUACGCCUUGUUCUGAGAUGCACACUGAUGCAUUUGUUGAUGAAAUUGCAAAAGUUGGAGUGGAAUUAAAUAUUGUACCUGUUGUCAUUCGUGGACAAGAACUUGCAGAAAGAGGUUUUGGAGGUAUCUACAAUGUAGGUAAAGCUGCUUCCCAUCCUCCAGCAUUGGUGAUUCUCAGUCAUCGCCCAGAGGGUGCUACCUAUAACAUUUGUUGGGUAGGGAAAGGAAUUGUCUAUGACACAGGAGGAUUAUGCAUCAAAUCUAAGGCUACCAUGCUUGGCAUGAAGCGGGAUUGUGGUGGGGCUGCUGCUGUUCUUGGUGCUUUUUAUGCAACUGUUAAACUGGGUUUUAAUGAAAAUUUGCAUGCAAUAUUUUGCUUGGCUGAGAAUGCUGUGAGUCCUGAUGCCCUCCGUCCAGACGACAUCAUCAGUUUGUAUUCAGGGAGAACUGUUGAGAUUAAUAACACAGAUGCUGAAGGCAGAUUGGUUCUCAGUGAUGGAGUGGCUUAUGCACAGAAAGAUCUGAAAGCUGACAUAGUGAUAGACAUUGCCACAUUAACAGGAGCACAAGGUGUGGCCACUGGUCGUUUUCAUGCAGGGAUUGUUACUAACAAUGAAAGCUGGGAGACUGCUUGCUUAAAAGCUGGUCGUGUCAGUGGAGACCUUGUACAUGCCAUGCCCUAUACUCCCGAGCUACACUUUGGUGAAUUUUCUAGUGCUUUAGCUGAUAUGAAGAAUUCUGUAGCAGAUCGUAGCAAUGCUCAGGUGUCAUGUGCUGGUCUCUUUAUUGCUUCCAGCUUAGGCUUUGAUUUUUCGGGUGUCUGGUUGCAUAUAGACAUGGCUUUCCCAGUAUAUUCUGGUGAACGAGCAACAGGUUAUGGUGUAUCACUAUUAGCAACUUUGUUUGGUGAAGGUUCCACCAACUCUCUGCUGCAAUAUGUGGCGCCACCUUUAGUUGAAAAUCCCAUGGAUAUAGAAGAGAAUGAAGUGAAGAAAAUCCGCUUGGUAUAA